ACUGUGGACGCAUCACUAUCAGCAGCGAGGACAUUAAAUUAUCAAAUACAUAUAUGUCUUAAAGAUUUAGACACACAUAAAUACAUAUACUUACGUACAUAUAUCAAAUAAGAGUGAACAAUCACCAGAGCACGGGCCAACUGAAAAACCGCAUGCAUUAGUGACGAGGGAGAAGACAACAAGACCAUCGACGUCGACGGCGAUGGCUACAGCGACUGCGAUAGUAACAGUGACGGUGACGUUGAUUCUUCUGGUUAUGAUGCGAGCGUAGACACUUGCUGUUCAAAGCGAAUUGAAGAAAAUUUGAGAAAAACAUAAUUGGGGAAAAUUGCUUGUCAAAUACAGUUUUUAAAUAAUUCUCGAAAUUCACCGUGAAAAACUCGUUACCUUUAUCUUCUUUAUAUUAAAAAGUAAAAAUACAAAAUUCAAAUUUUUCAUAAAUAUUUGCAAAAUCUGUUUCAACGAAGGAAAAUAGUGGAAAGUGCUGAAUGGUGAAUGGUGAAUGGCGCUCAAUGCCUUUGAAUGCGGUGAAAGAAAAAUUGAAAAGCAAAUCGAAGAAGUGCAAAAAAUCGAUGAGCAAUAAAAGAACGGGAAACAAGAGAUACGAAAUAUAUAUAUUCAAAUAUUUAUAAAAAAAAACCCAAGCAGUGCUAACUUCAAAACAAAUUACAAUGACACGCCUCACUGAGGAAAUGGUCAUUGCCCGCUCCAAGCAAUCCGAUUUGGGGUCUAUCAAAAAACUCAAUUGCUGGGGAAGUGAUCUCAGCGAUGUCUCCAUAAUUAAAAGAAUGCGUGGUGUGGAAGUUUUGGCGCUAAGUGUCAAUAAAAUAACCACAUUGCAACCAUUCGAAGACUGCCACAAACUCCAAGAAUUAUAUUUGCGUAGAAACAACAUCCAAGAUAUUAAUGAAAUCGCUUACCUGCAGAAUUUGCCAGCACUCAAGUAUCUGUGGCUGGAGGAGAAUCCGUGUUGUGAGCGGGUUGGACCUAGUUAUCGUCAAACAGUGCUUCGCGCCUUGCCAAAUCUGAAGAAGUUGGAUAAUGUUGAGGUGACACAGGAAGAGGUCGAUGAGGCUUUACGUGGGGGUGGCAGUGGUAGUGGUUCUGGUGGGACGCGAGAAGAGGAGGAGGUGUAUGAGGAUAGCUAUGCGCAAAAUCAGCAGCCGCAACGUUAUGAACAGCCAUCUCCUCCGCAGCAGCAGCAGCAGCAGCAGCAGCAACAACAACAACAGGAACAAAAUCACUACCCGCCACAACAUAGACAACAACAACAAACGCCACAGUACCAACAAAACUCAUCACCGCAACAGUAUCAGCAGCGUCGCAGUUCUAGCCCAAUGAAAGAGUCUUCACAACAAAUUAGUCCGGCACACACCGAGGAAAGCGCCAGCGAGCCAAGCAAAAGCAACGAGGUUUCGAAGCCAGCCUCACCAGCACAGGAGCCAGUCGUGCAUACACCUUCACCGAAAUGUAAUUCAUACACGAACGUAAAUCGGUUGUCUUAUCAUCAAUACGAUCAGCGCUCUCCAGGCUCGGACCAGGAUAGUCCGCAUGUUGGGUACCGAGAACGUGCGCCCAUCCCACCCAGCAUAUCUACACAAUCGAUGAAGGAAUACUACCAGUCUGACCGUCCGUCAUAUCCUGCCCAUUAUCGUCACAGCCAAACCGAUCUGACCGAAUGGGAAGAACAUCAGCAGCACAAUCAAUUCGGUAGCACUGCUGCAUUGCAUCACCCAAGUGGGGGCCCGCGUCGAAAUGAAGUUAGUGACCGUUAUGCGUAUCGAAAUGGUAGCGCGCGGGAAAAUGGCGGCGAUUGGGAGGAGCCGGAGCGACCGCGGCCCAGGCGGCCCGAUGGACGUUACAGUGACUCAGCUAGCACCGUUUCAACAGCUGUACUUAAUCAUUAUUCCGGAUAUCAUAGACGACCCAUAAAUCGGAGCUCAAACUUACUGUCAGCAACUUUGUGUCUUGUCAAAGAGCUGGACUAUCCCAGUUUGGAGGUGGUGGAGCAUGCCGUGCGUUGUCGAAUCGAUGAAUUGACGGCCGACUGAUGAUGAAUGUGCCGCGCGCCGUCCUGUUGAGGGAUGCGGCGGCAACAGUGAGACGACUCGCUGACCACAAGACACAAAAUACAACAAAAAGAAAAGCUGAAAGUACUGAGGUGCGAUGACUAUGCUGAGCCAUUGAUAAUUAACUCUCUCUGGAUACUCACAAGCACUUGGUGGGGUGUACCCCCAAAUUGGUUACGAAUAUUAAUUUUACGUAACAAAUUUCUUGCUAUUAACUAUACUUUGUAAUAUGACAACAUUUUUGGUUUGAUGUUUAUUCUUUUUUUAACUUAUAAACGAAGCAUUUGAAGGAAUUUAUUAAUUUUUAACAAACUGGCUGAUUUUUAGCUAAGGUGCAAUGAAAAAGAUGAAGUAAAGAGAGAAUUGGGUAAAAAACUGCUGCCGAAAAAAGAUGUACAAUUUGAGAUGAAAAGAAGUGAAGUUUUAGAUUCCAUUUUGAAAAAACAAAAAAAUGCAUGUAACAGACUUGCCAACCGUACACACAAACAUACAAAUAAACUUAUAUAGAAUAACUUUUAUAUAAAUGUAAAUGUUAGUUAAACUACAAAAAAAAAGAUUUGCCAAUGGAAUUCAACGAAAUUCAGCAACCAACAAUAAAAUGAAUGGCAGGAAAGCGAACGAGCAAAAACUUUCUUAGUUAUGUUAAAUAGUAAAUGUGUAUGUAUGUAUGCUAACCGAGAAAUUAAUGAAAAAAUGUGUGUAUUUUGAUAUUAUACAAUAUAAGUAAACUUAUUUACAUGCAUAUGUAUUUAUAGCCAAGAAGCUGCAUUUCGAAAUAAAAAAGUAGUUAAAAAUGUGAAUUAUUCAGAUGCAGUAAUUUUCUCGUAUGUUGCUUGAAUAGCUUAAAGCUUAUUGUACAAAAGACAUUUAGACUAUCGCUUUGCUGUAUUUUUCUGUACUUAAACAAAUCGUUGUUCAAACGCACAAAACACAAAUUUCAUGAUCCCAAAAGUGAAAAUAUUCGGUAUAGUUUUCCAAAUAUGUUUUUUAUGCAAAAUUGAGAAACCUCUGUUUUACUAGUUUUUUAUUUAGCAAAAGACACUACUAAAUUAUAUAAAUAUACGACUUAAUUUUAAUGUAACGCAAACGACCUCUUGCUAACGUCCUUUUAUGUUUAGAUGUAACUAAGAUACUUUUGUUUUUAACUAAAUGCGUCCGAGGAGAUGUGAAAACGUAAAACAAUAAAUACAAUUUA
Messenger RNA from Anastrepha ludens (Mexican fruit fly), 3264 nucleotides. RefSeq lists its product as uncharacterized. The record is from RefSeq and is a predicted model, not a curated record. The transcript is spliced from 11 exons. Gene Ontology annotation, biological process: cytoskeleton organization. The coding region runs from base 672 to 2051 and encodes 459 amino acids. Gene Ontology annotation, molecular function: protein binding. Lineage: Eukaryota; Metazoa; Arthropoda; Insecta; Diptera; Tephritidae.